Pseudozyma hubeiensis SY62 is the source of this 783-nucleotide messenger RNA. Its product is annotated as expansin. The record is from RefSeq and is a predicted model, not a curated record. NCBI's taxonomy places the organism in Eukaryota, Fungi, Basidiomycota, Ustilaginomycetes, Ustilaginales, Ustilaginaceae. The coding region runs from base 1 to 783 and encodes 260 amino acids. The transcript has 2 exons.
AUGACGAGAGUGAACCUUUCGUCGCUCCUUCUGGCGGUUGCCACCACCAUGGCCCUGCUGCAACACACUGUAUCGGCAGAAGUCCCAGCAGCAGCCGACGUUGUCACUCCGACGUUCUUCGUUCCUCCCCACGAACAUAUCGGCACACCAGCCCACGUUGCUCCCGCUCGUGAGCACAUUGGAACACCAGCUCACGUCGCUCCCGCCGGCCAACACAUUGGAACGCCAUCUUCCUCCGCUCCUGAAGAGAUCUCGAAAUCGAUGUCUUCCCUUUCCAAGCCACGCAUCCAAGACACUGCUGCGGACUACCCAAACCUAGACACCCGCGGUCGACACCACGUCAAGGCACGUCAACACGUGUCCAACGGCAAAGUGACGUUCUACGCUGGAUCCCAGCUGCUCAACCCAGCCUGCCCAGGUGCAUCCAGCCCUAGCGACUCGAGCAUGAUCGCCGCCAUCUCUUUCGACAGCCCUUUCAACUGUGGUGAUCGUAUCCGCAUCGCAGGCAAAGGAAAAAGCGUCGUCGUCACGGCUGUUGAUCGAUGUGCUGGAUGCAACAGUGCAUGGCUCGACGUGACAAAGGGUGUGUUCAGGAUCUUUGAUAGCUUGGACGCCGGUGUGUUGAACGAUGUUAGCUUCACCAAGAUGCAGUCGCCCGUCACUUGUCAUCAGACGGCGCAGAUCGUCUAUCGUUCCUUCGCAUGUUUGCAGUCACGGUCCUUUUCAAUCCGAUUCCGCUUCUGUCUCCUUAUGGGCUGUGCCAUCGAGUGUGUGGUUGACUAG